GUGCGCGUCUAUUCGGUGGCGGCGGAGAUUUUUUGAAAUACCGCCUUUUCGCUGUCUGUUUUCUAAUAUGCCAAAAAGAAUUUUUGUUAAUUUUACCUUUAAAAAGAUUUAUAACCUGUAAAAUUGUAAAAUUUUUUUGUAAAACUGUAUGAUUAAUCAUUUACGUUUUGGUUCGGAUGGAAAGAUCAAUGAUUUUUUGUGUAUUCUGGAUAUUUUUUUGUGGAUAUCGUCCCCGGUAAUCAAUCUUGGAUACAUCAAUUCGAUUACGUCAUGACAGGCCUGCAUUUAUCGAAGGCAGCGUGAUGCCUCGGGAACCCAAUUGGGUAUAUCUGUUGGUGCGUGUAUCGGCCGUGCUGCUGUUAUUAGUCGGUCUUCGCAAGGCUGACUGCUCGACAUCCGCUCCCCGAUAUCCGGUCUGUAAACCGGGUUUCGAAUUUUGGUCGGUCGAGCGUACCACCUGUUGGCCUUGCACCAGAUGUGCUCCUGAUUUCACUUUGAGCCCCUGCGCCAUUUACAAGGAUGCUAUUUGCGGACCACUCUCCGCUCUCGAGCUCGAUUGGUCUUUUCUUUCGAGCAGGAAAAGACCGGAAACCGGGCAAAGAAGCCUCGAAGCGGUUACUUCGAAGAUGUUAUGGAGAUUUCCAGAGUUGAGAGAGGAUGAAGAACACGUUGAACGGAAAUCGAACGACUUUAUCGACGAUUCGGAGCGGCGAGAUAUUCAAUCGAGAACGAAGGACCAGGGAUCGAACGGGCCUCGUACGAGAAGCGUAGCUACUUGGAGGGAAAGAAUCCACUGGGAUUGGCAAACGAUCGCGCUGAUUCUUGCCGUUUGUGCCUGCAUAUUAUUUUUUCUGGUCGCAGGAUGCUCGGCUUUGGUCUACGCGAGGCAGUGGCGUCGGAUGAAGAAAAACUUCGAGCCCGUAGGCCUAGAAGAGAUUUCGGCUCGAUUAAAUUUAAUGGUCAAGGCGGAAUUAGCCGAGCUAGUCGCUGGUACACCCAUAAACCCUGCUGAUCCCGAAACAAGAUGCCAAUAUCUUGAGAAACUUUUGGACCGAAAGAGAGAGACACCUGUGAUGAUCGAUUGGCCAGAAGUCAGCGGAAACGUUUACAUAGAAGACGGAGAGCCUUCGAAAGGGGAGAAAUUGCAAAUCGCUAGAAUUCAUCGAAAUAUCGAAACGAUAUUAAAUCAAAAAAGAAAUUUCAGCGAUUCAUAGGAACGCAAGUGAAGGAACAUGGGUAGAGAUAGAUCUGUAAGGAGGAGGAAGAAAUCCUCGCUCCAAGUCUUGAAGCUCGAACAUGAUCGAGCGACGAUCGACUUGGCCUGUUCGAUUAUUUAUUUUUUCUUAUAAGCUUUAAAAGCUGCCAUCUUUGUAAUAUAACUGUGCGAUGUAUGUAUACCGAAAGAGGAAAUAAAAUGAUGUAAAUCGU
Molecule: messenger RNA, 1428 nt
Organism: Eufriesea mexicana
Lineage: Eukaryota; Metazoa; Arthropoda; Insecta; Hymenoptera; Apidae
Gene: wgn
Product: Tumor necrosis factor receptor superfamily member wengen
Exons: 6
Coding region: 303-1214 (303 amino acids)
Molecular function (GO): protein binding
Source: RefSeq, a predicted model, not a curated record